Molecule: messenger RNA, 1011 nt
Organism: Colletotrichum godetiae
Lineage: Eukaryota; Fungi; Ascomycota; Sordariomycetes; Glomerellales; Glomerellaceae
Product: zinc-binding dehydrogenase
Exons: 3
Coding region: 1-1011 (336 amino acids)
Molecular function (GO): oxidoreductase activity, acting on the CH-CH group of donors, NAD or NADP as acceptor
Source: RefSeq, a predicted model, not a curated record
AUGACCCAAAACAAGACUCUCAUCUUCAAGAAGAUCCCCACCGGUCUCCCGGACCGCCCCAUCGACCUCAACGAUGCCCCCGAGGGCGGCCUGAUCAUCGAGGUCCUCUACGCUUCCUUCGACCCCUACCAACGCGGCCGCAUGCGCGAGGCCGGCACGAAGUCCUACUCCCCCGCCUUCGAGCUCGACGGGCCCGUCACCAACAGCACUGUCGGCAAGGUCCUCAAGAGCAACAGCUCCGAUUUUGCCGAGGGCGACCUCGUCUACUCCCACACACCUAUCGCCCAGUACGCUCGCGUCACGCCUCAGAUCCUGUCGCAAGCGCGCAAGGUGCAAAACCCUCACAACCUGGACCUCGGCCUCUUCCUUGGACCUCUCGGUAUGCCGGGUUUGACCGCCUGGUCCGGCCUGCACAAGAUUGGACAGCCGAAGAAGGGCGAGACAAUCUUUGUCAGCUCGGCCGCGGGUGCUGUUGGCCAACUUGUUGGUCAAAUUGCCAAGCGUGAGGGCCUUACUGUGAUCGGUUCCGUCGGUUCAGAUGAGAAGCUUGACUUCAUCACCAAGGAGCUUGGUUUUGAUGCCGGUUUCAACUACAAGAAGGAGAAGCCCGCCGAGGCUCUUCCUAAGCUAGCCCCUAACGGAAUUGACAUCUACUUUGAGAACGUCGGCGGAGACCACCUCGAGGCUGCUCUCAACAGCAUGAACAGUGAGGGUCGCAUUGCUGUCUGCGGCAUGAUCUCAAACUACAACACCCCCGCUAGUGAGCAAAAGGGCAUCAACGGCCUGAUGCAGGUAGUCACCAAGCAGAUCACCUUCCAGGGUUUCCUCGUUGGCAACCCCAAGUUCGGCCCCGCCUACUUCAAGGAUCACCAAGAGAACUUGCAGAAGUGGCUGUCCGAGGGCAGCGUCAAGUCCAAGUUGGCGGUCACUGAGGGUAUUGACAACGCUGCUGAUGGUUUGAUCGGCAUGCUCACCGGAAAGAACUUCGGCAAGGCCAUUCUCAAGCUUUGA